Trichoderma aggressivum f. europaeum is the source of this 954-nucleotide messenger RNA. RefSeq lists its product as uncharacterized. Lineage: Eukaryota; Fungi; Ascomycota; Sordariomycetes; Hypocreales; Hypocreaceae. The record is from RefSeq and is a predicted model, not a curated record. Bases 1 to 954 code for a protein of 317 amino acids. The transcript is spliced from 2 exons.
AUGCCGCGGAUGUGGUGGACGACGUUUGCCAAGCGGUCGAAUGGGUAUUUUGGGUAUCAGGAUGUGCUUGAUUCGGAUGGCAAGCGGACGGGUACAAUCUCGUGGGUGAGGUUCAUGGUCAAGCGAGUCAGCAAGAUCCUCAACGCCCACGACGUCGACGAGAUCAAAUACCACUGGGUCAAGCUCAACGCCGUGACCCGCUGGCACGCCUCCAACAACCGCACCGACAUCCUCCUCUUCGACCACCCGCGGUUUGCGCUGCUCAACAGGGACUCCAUCCUGCGCGACAUCAACCCGCGCGAGCUGGGCGACCCGUUCUGGGCGUAUCCCAGCAUGGUGGAGGAGGUCGCGCAGCUGCACGACGUGACCAUCUGGGAGACGCGCAACCUGCUCCGGGACUUUGAGCUGCGGCGGGCGUUUUACCGCUUCAACUACAAGUACCUGCACGAGAUCCCGCGGCACAUGACGCACGUCAACGAGAUGGUGUACGUGACGGAGAGCAUCCUGACGAGCAUCCAGAAGCACCACGCGCACUUUCUGGCGACGACGGACAAGGUCGACGCGCCGAGGAUGUCUUUCCUCAACAUCCAGAGCCGGCUGGACUCGCUGCACAACAUGGUGACGAACCUGCGGCACCGCGCGGAGAGCAACAACGCGCGCAUCCAGAACGAGAUGGCGCUGACGUACAACGACGCGGCGAGGAUCGAUUCGUCGGCGAUGCGGGCGAUUUCGCUGAUUGGGCUGCUGUUCUUGCCGGCGGCGUUUGUGGCGGCGAUAUUCAGCACUUCGUUUUUCAACUUUGACGCGCCGACGGGGGUGUGGAGGCUUUCGAGCCAUUUCUGGAUGUAUUGGGCGGUGGCGGUGCCGUUGACGGUUGUGACGGUUGUGUCGUGGUUUUUUGGGCCGGUGAUUAUGGAUAGGGUGAUGCCGCAGUGGAGGAGGUGGGUUGAGUGA